Messenger RNA from Rotaria sp. Silwood2, 1095 nucleotides. Lineage: Eukaryota; Metazoa; Rotifera; Eurotatoria; Philodinida; Philodinidae. The record is from the annotation of a GenBank genome assembly.
AUGACAAUAAAGAAUGAGAGUACAACUCCAAUGCCUGUUGAUUUCAAAAGAAAUCCCUUUCGUACUUAUUGUGAUACGUUCUGGAACCUUGGCUCGAUGAAAGAUGAAGAUGUUUAUAUGUGUCGAAAAUGGUGGACGUGUCUCGAGACCCAAUGGCAAUGCAAAACGGGACAAUGUAUCGAUAUGCAAUGGGUCUUAGACGAGGAAUGGGAUUGUCCAGAUGCUUCCGAUGAAGAGGCUCUGUUCGCAUCAGAAAAUCCAAUUCUGGAUCGAAAUUUGCAACUCAUCGACGAAUCGGCUCUCCGAGAAAAAUUCAAUUUUCUCUAUAAGAAACAGUCAUUUUGGAAUAUUUGUAACCUGACGAUCGAAUAUCCUUGUUUUCAAUUUGAUUCUCCAGAAGCAUUGAAUAUCAGCCAUUAUCGACCUUGUAUCGAUCACAAACAAAUAGGAGAUGGACAAAUCGAUUGCGCUGGUGGUCUCGAUGAACGUAAUACUAUCACGCUAUGUCAUGUACCUGUUAUGCUAGGUUAUCAUUAUAAAUGCUUAACAAAUCAGCAAUGCUCAUCCUAUGGUACACAUUGCGAACCGAUAUGUGUUGAUAAAGAUGUGCUAUGUCUAGGCUAUCAGAAAGUGCGGAACUGUUCGUCGUCGUUUGAUUUUACGUGCCUCGAUGGUCAUUGUGCCAAGAAUGGUUGGUGUGAUGGUAAAUAUGAUUGUUCGCAGGGAGAAGACGAGAGUAUUUGUAUUCGGCAAGGUAAAUCUCGAUCAAAAUCAUCCGAUGAACUUUAUCGUCUGGACAAAGAACGAUCGAUUCUAGAAGCGAAAAAAGAACUUCAUCUACCCCGACUUCCGAUUGAAGCCAACGAUAUUAAUAUUACUGAAAUUGAAGUUACAAGUUCGUCAAAGCUAACAAUACAAACAGCGGAUGUUCCUCAGAUUUCUUCUCCACUCUCGUUUUGGUGUAAUCGUGGCGUUGGUGUACAAUCCCUGAAUGAUACGAUUGCUUGCUUCUGUCCUCCUCAACUUAAUCACCGUCCAGAAGAAGCAUAUUCAUUACCUACUGUAUUCUCGUUUGAAUCGAUUUCUUCAACAUAA